Messenger RNA from Suillus discolor, 720 nucleotides. RefSeq names its product glutathione S-transferase. Bases 34 to 615 code for a protein of 193 amino acids. Lineage: Eukaryota; Fungi; Basidiomycota; Agaricomycetes; Boletales; Suillaceae. The record is from RefSeq and is a predicted model, not a curated record. The transcript has 5 exons. Gene Ontology annotation, cellular component: cytoplasm.
AACGUCUCGCCGAAAGGCCUAGUUCCAGCGCUCAUGCUCAAUACUUUCGAUCCGCCUCGUGCCCUAAACGAAAGCACCGUCAUCCUCGACUUUCUCGAAGAUAUCGCUGCAAAGUCGACGCACAGAAGCCUCUUCCCGCCAUCAACAGAUCCAUAUGCGAAAGCGCUCGUCCGGUUCCAAUCAGAUCAUAUCAGCCGAACGCUCGUGCCCGUGUUUUACAGGUAUCUUCAAGCUCAAGAUCCAGAGGCCCAAAUUUCUCAAGGGAAAGAGUUCCACGCAGCUAUUCAAUCAUUAGUCGAGCUUUUCGAACGCGCGGAAAGAGAGGUAGGGGGGACAGGGCUUUGGGUUGAAGGUGGCGACUUGGGAUGGGCGGACGUCGUGGUCGCACCAUGGAUAUUCAGAGCGACUAAUGUGUUGAAACACUAUCGCGGGUUUGAAAUGCCGCGAGGAACCAAAUUUGAAGCUUGGUUAGGGAGGCUUUUUGAGCAUCCUGCGUUCAAGAAGACUUGUAGUGAUGAAGCGUUGUAUCUAGACAGUUAUGAACGAUAUGCGUUCAAUCGCCCGAACACGAGUCAGGUGGCUAACGCGAUUAAUAGCGGGAGGGGCUUGCCUUGAACAAGACACGCAGGAAUCCAAUUACUCUGUACAAAUGUUUUUUUGAUUCAAAUAUGAAUGCAUUUGCAAAGUGAAUAAACCAGCGCUACGAGGUCGUCUCAAUUA